This is a messenger RNA of Loa loa (African eye worm), 380 nucleotides long. RefSeq lists its product as hypothetical. The transcript has a single exon. The annotation marks the transcript as partial. NCBI's taxonomy places the organism in Eukaryota, Metazoa, Nematoda, Chromadorea, Rhabditida, Onchocercidae. The record is from RefSeq and is a predicted model, not a curated record.
GUGUGUGUGUGUGUAUAUGUGGUGCACCGUUGUUGGACACAACGAUAUAAAAUGUGUACAGACAAAUAUCAUAAUAAACAACAUCUUGAAGUUAUCAAUACAUACACACACACACACAUACAUACACAUAUAUACAUACAUAAAUACACACAUAUAUAUAUACACAUAGAGAGGCGAACAGACAUACAAACAUUGAUGUCAAAGGUAGUGCACUGCUAUGAUAAUGUACACCAUGGACUACCGAAUGGGCAAGGAAAUGUGUACUCAUUCAUAUACACACAGACACACACACACACACACACACAUAUAGACAUACUAAUCGAUUGGUACCCUUAUGAUAGAUGAGAGGAAGAGGAGGUGGUCUUAUGAUGGUAGCUGAG